AGGGUCUUGUGUUCUUCAGUUUUGCCAGGUGGAUGUGGGAAGAGAAGUUUGUAGAACUGAAAUGGAGGUCAGAGCUUCAUUACAGAAGGUUAGUGGGUCAUCGGAUUCUGUGGCCACCGAGAACAGUGAAGAAUUUGUUCUGGUUCCUCAGCAUACAGAUGAUACUUCUACAAAGGAUGAUGGAAAGCCACGGCUGAAGAUAGCUUCCAAUGGUGAUGAACAGUUGGAAAAAGCCAUGGAAGAGAUUUUGAGAGAUUCUGAGAAAGGACAAAGCAGUCUACUUGUUGACUGUCAGGGUUCCAGUGAGACUUCAGACUACUCAUUUGGAGAUGUUCCAGCCAGCCAAACAAAUAAGCCAUCUCUUCAGCUAAUUUUGGAUCCAGCUAAUACUGAAAUUUCCAAACCCAGGCCGUCUUCUCCAAGUGGACUUCCUGAAGAAGACAGUGUUCUAUUUAACAAAUUGAUUUACUUAGGAUGUAUGAAAGUUUCUUCCCCACGUAGUGAAGUGGAGGCCUUACGGGCAAUGGCAACCAUGAGAGCUUCCAGUCAGUACCCCUUUGCUGUUACACUGUAUGUGCCCAAUGUUCCAGAAGGUUCUGUGAGAAUUAUAGACCAGUCAAGCAAUGUGGAGAGAGCAUCUUUCCCAAUUUAUAAGGUGCUAUUCUGUGCACGUGGGCAUGAUGGGACAACAGAGAGCAAUUGCUUUGCAUUUACAGAGAGUUCUCAUGGUUCAGAAGAAUUUCAGAUACAUGUUUUCUCCUGUGAAAUUAAAGAGGCAGUAAGCAGAAUUUUAUAUAGUUUCUGUACUGCAUUCAAACGUUCUUCCAGACAUGUGGCUGAUGUUAAAGAUUCUAUCAUCCCGACCCCGGACAGUGAUGUGUUUACCUUUAGUGUCUCCUUGGAGGUAAAAGAAGAUGAUGGAAAAGGAAACUUUAGUCCUGUGCCUAAGGAUAGAGAUAAAUUUUACUUCAAAAUAAAGCAAGGAGUAGAGAAGAAGGUUGUGAUUACUGUUCAGCAACUUUCUAACAAAGAAUUAGCUAUUGAGAGAUGUUUUGGAAUGUUAUUAAGCCCAGGUCGAAACGUGAAGAACAGUGACAUGCAUUUGCUGGAUAUGAAUGUUACAGAAAUGUGUCUGAGUAAGCAGAAAAUUCCUUACUUUGAAUCCAUGGGAAAGAGCUAUGAUGGCAGAGCUUAUGUCAUCACAGGCAUGUGGAACCCUAAUGCACCAAUAUUUCUGGCACUUAAUGAAGAAACCCCAAAAGAUAAAAGGGUGUAUAUGACUGUGGCAGUGGACAUGGUAGUCACAGAGGUGGUGGAGCCAGUCCGCUUUCUCCUGGAGACAGUAGUUCGUGUAUACCCUGCAAAUGAAAGAUUUUGGUAUUUCAGUAGGAAGACUUUUACAGAGACUUUCUUCAUGAGGUUGAAGCAGUCUGAGGGAAAAGGCCAUAGCAGUGCUGGAGAUGCAAUAUAUGAAGUGGUGAGUCUGCAGAGAGAAUCUGACAAGGAGGAGCCAGUCACUCCUACUAGCGGAGGGGGGCCAAUGUCACCCCAGGAGGAUGAAGCAGAAGAGGAGAGUGAUAAUGAACUCUCAAGUGGAACAGGCGAUGUGUCAAAAGACUGUCCUGAGAAGAUCCUCUAUUCUUGGGGAGAAUUGUUAGGAAGAUGGCACAAUAACCUUGGUGCCCGACCAAAAGGGCUAUCCACUUUGGUAAAGAGUGGUGUUCCUGAGGCAUUAAGAGCAGAAGUAUGGCAGCUAUUAGCAGGAUGCCAUGACAACCAGGCAAUGCUGGAUAGAUACCGAAUUCUUAUCACAAAGGACUCUGCACAAGAGAGUGUUAUUACUCGAGAUAUUCAUCGUACGUUUCCUGCACAUGAUUACUUCAAAGACACAGGAGGAGAUGGACAGGAAUCUCUCUACAAGAUCUGCAAGGCCUACUCAGUGUAUGAUGAAGACAUUGGGUACUGUCAAGGACAGUCUUUUCUUGCUGCUGUAUUGCUGUUGCAUAUGCCAGAGGAGCAAGCCUUCUGUGUUUUGGUGAAAAUCAUGUGUAACUAUGGAUUGCGAGAUUUGUACAAAAACAAUUUUGAAGAUCUUCAUUGCAAAUUCUAUCAACUUGAGAAACUAAUGCAGGAACAGCUGCCGGACCUGUACAACCAUUUUUGUGAUCUGAACCUGGAAGCUCAUAUGUACGCAUCCCAGUGGUUCCUCACUCUUUUUACUGCCAAGUUUCCUCUCUGCAUGGUGUUCCACAUCAUUGACCUACUGCUGUGUGAGGGUUUGAACAUAAUUUUUCAUGUAGCCUUGGCUCUCCUAAAGACCUCAAAGGAAGACCUCCUGCAGGCUGAUUUUGAAGGCGCUUUGAAAUUCUUCAGAGUUCAGCUUCCAAAGAGAUACCGGGCAGAGGAGAAUGCAAGAAGAUUGAUGGAGCAGGCUUGCAAUAUUAAAGUACCAACCAAAAAGCUGAAGAAAUAUGAAAAAGAAUAUCAGGCAAUGCGAGAGAAUCAGCUGCAACAGGAAGACCCAAUGGACAGAUACAAGAGGGAGAACCGAAGAUUACAGGAAGCCAGCAUGAGGUUGGAACAAGAGAAUGAUGACCUUGCCCAUGAACUAGUGACAAGCAAAAUUGCUCUGCGGAAUGACUUGGAUCAGGCAGAGGACAAGGCUGACGUGCUGAAUAAGGAGCUUCUCUUGACCAAGCAGAGGCUGGUGGAGACCGAGGAAGAGAAGAGGAAGCAAGAGGAGGAGACUGCCCAGCUAAAAGAAGUCUUCAGGAAACAGCUCGAAAAGGCAGAGUACGAGAUAAAGAAGACUACAGCUAUCAUUGCUGAGUAUAAACAGAUAUGUUCUCAGUUAAGUACCAGGCUGGAAAAACAGCAAGCAGCCAGCAAGGAGGAGCUGGAAGCAGUAAAGGGUAAGAUGAUGGCAUGCAAACACUGCAGUGACAUUUUCAGCAAGGAAGGAGCUUUAAAGCCAGCAGCCGUAAGUAGAGAGGACCAGGGAAUUGAAGCCGAUGAUGAGAAGGACUCACUUAAGAAGCAGCUAAGGGAGAUGGAGCUGGAACUGGCACAAACUAAACUGCAGCUAGUGGAAGCCAAGUGCAAAAUUCAGGAACUUGAGCAUCAGCGAGGAGCACUUAUGAAUGAAAUACAAGCUGCAAAAAACUCUUGGUUUAGCAAAACCCUGAACUCUAUCAAAACAGCCACAGGCACCCAGCCACUACAGCCACCACAGGCUCCCCAGCCACCCAAGGAGAGCACAUAGCUCCAGCCUCUGUGGAGCACAAGAGCACAAUGAUCAAAACAACAGUAACCAAGAAUUCUUCCUGUUGUCCCUUUGAAAGAAAGUAAAGGAGACCAGAAAGCAAGUUAGAAUCUUUAGUAGCUCUUUUGUGUGUGACAUUUUUCAAAGGGAUAUUUAAGCCGGCCUGAGUUAUGUUGACUGUCUUUCCCAGCUUCUUCAUGGGGAGUCACAUUCAGAUCCAUCAUAGUAUUACACAUUGUUUUAUAUGCCUGAAAUUUAGUUGGGAAUAAGUAAUCUAGAGCUAAAAAUGCUUUUGUUUAGAAUUAAUUAUUCAUAAUAAUUUUUAUCUCACACAAAAAUGGAGACAUGUUAUUUCAAGGUUAAAAUGGUAAGAUAUUUGUCACAAAAUUCUGUUUUUAAAAGGAAACUAAACCUCUAACUUUCUGGGAUUAUUCAGAUAAAGCACACUGUGGACUACACAUGACUACUGACAGGUUUCACACUGAAAGUGACUUCCAGAGUAGUGCUACACCUGUCCCAAGAAAAGAACAGACCAAGGGGUUGGCUUCAAAGUUUCCCCCUAAAUUAUUUUGAGUUGGCUACAUUUGUAAAUGGGGUGCCAAGAUCUAUGGAUGGGCUACUGCACUCUAGGUAAAUAGAGACUCCAGUAAAUGUGCAAUAAAGUCAUGUGGCUCUAGGGUUCCGCAGAUCCUUUAAGGACUCCACAUGGGGCUCAUUCUCCUGAUGUGCCUUUGUGUGAACACAGAGGUGACUUAUGACUAAUGUAACUUUAAAGAUGAUGGAUAGUGUAAGUUGCAGACUUAGGGACCUCUCACUGAAGUAAUCUAAAAAGGUCCAUGUUAGGCAUUGUACUUUGAGUGGAACAGUGAUGAGUCAUUCAUUGGAUGCUGACAAACUUGUUAAGGCAAACCCUGAUGUUCUGUACUUUAUUAAAGGCUGAGAUAUUGCCAAGGAAGUUGAAGAGAGCUUCCUAGCACCUUAGUGUUAGGCAGCUUUCCUAACUUCUCCCUUACCCUGAAACAGUGUGCCCUGCACACCUGGGAAGAAAGAAAAACAAGUGCGUUUUCACAUUUUUGAUUGACUAAACCUUUAUAGAAAUACUUAACUUAUGGAAGGGUAAGGUUACUGUUAAAAAUUGGUGCAAAUAUUUUUCCAAUUAUAUUUGACAUGCCUGUAUAAAUAGCCCUUACAAGAAAUUCUUUGGUAAGAACAAAACUAAUUUUUUUUUCCAUUUUCUAAGCUACUAUGGAAGUCUCUGGUUCCUUUACAGCAACCAAACUACUGUCAGUCAUGUACAGUACAUUUAUUUAUAUUCAUCUUUGGCUUCAUCGUUAAGCAUAGUGUUUCCAAAGUAUCUUAAAUUGUGUAGUGCCAGAGCAGUUUCCUCUGUGCCAUAUGUUGUAACUGUAAUAAUACACUCUAAGAGGUAAGCCUCAGACAGAGCACGGUCCCCCCACCUUCAGGUUGUUCAUGAUAGAGCCUUUCCUCGAAAAUCACUUUUGAUUUCUAAUAAGUGAAGUUUCUUUAUCUCUAGAUGUCUCUAUCAUCUACAGGCCAUAAAACUGAUAUGGUUGUUUGAUAUGUUACACUUACCAAACAAUACUCUCCAUAUAGAAAUUUCGGUUUUAGUUCUGGUGUCUUUCAUCAGAUGAUUUAUUUCUUUUUAUUAAAAGGCAAUAACCCAGAACUCUAGUUAUCUCUGUUGACUUAACAUUCCUUAUAUGGUGGUUUAGAUGAGCUAUUUUUUUCUAUUUUUUCGUGCUGCCAGGUAGCUUUAUUGAUACUGUGCACUAUGACUUCAGAAGCCCUGAACAAGUCACUUUUUCAAAUGGCCAGCUAAAUUAAGGUGCACUUUUGUGAACUUGUAAUACCAUUCACAGCUCUUUUUAACUUCUGAAAAUAAACACAUUCCAUAGAAUACCUAAGUUGCAUAAAUUUCAUAAGUGGUGAAUGAGGGAAACAGAAUGGCUCUAGAUCAAGUAUCUGUUCAGGUUCAUGGCCCCUUUGCUUUUUCUCUUUAAACAAAAUUAGCAGGAGCAUAUGUUUUAAGAGUUAAAUAUAUCUAUCUUUUGAGUUUUCAUUUAGCUCUUACAAAAGACAUAAUGGCAGUAUAUAAUCUUUUUUGUUUUCCAGUACCAUACGAUACUUGGGCAUGUAUAUUGGUAUUUUGGUAUUAUGUUUAAAUUGCCUACAUUACACCAUCUUUGAGUUAGUAGCAGAAGUAAAGAUUGGAAAGAAAAUUCACAGUUAAUUUGUGAUUUCUUGUUCACUAUUUCACCUUAGCAAUGCUGCAAACCAUACAUUCCUCACCAUUGCUUAAGAACUCCAGAAUGCCAACAUAAAGCAAGUUCUCAUCAUAAUUUCACUUACUUUUUUUAUAUAUAUUUGAGAAUUGCAACUUUUUUUCUUGAGAUAGGUCCUACUAUGUAGUCCAAUCUAGCCUUGAACUUAAAACCUUCCUACUUUAGCCUUCUAAGCACUGAGAUUAUUUAUAGGUAGGCACCAUAACAGCUAAAAUUAUUCUCUUGAAUUCCUUAUAGAAUAAAGAUAAACCAGCCAAAUAUACAAGAUACCUUUCAAAAAUGGUACUUUUUUCAUCCUUUCCUAAGAUUUACAUGAUGGAAAACACUCCUCUAAAAUGCUAAUAUUUAUAGCAUCUGCAAGUGAUCAUUUCUCUUUUCAUUAAGUUCUACAAUCUAUAAUGAAGAUUCAACUCAUUCAUUAGCUUUUAUAACUUGAUGGUCUCAUUUAGUGUAUUCUCAAAAGCUGGAAGACACCACACUGGAUUUUGGAAUGCCAGAAAAACAAUUUGGUUAUUUUUAGUACAUAUAAUUUAAUGCAAAGGAAUUCUUGGUUCACUACACUUCAGUAUAUGAAUCCAUAUCAGAAACAGUAAUAGGAAUGCCACAUAGGCCUGCAGCCUAUAUUUUCAUACAGUAUCUGUCAUCCCUUCACCAUCUGUUAAAUUAGUAAUUUCUUUUUCUUUGGCUUUCUUGAAUUUACCUGAUAAAGUUGAAAAGUCCCCUUUGUACUGAUGAUGAGAGUUCAGUUUUUGUUUCAUUUGUUUUUAAAAUGUUUACUUUUUUCCUACAGUAUAUAUUUAUUUUUCUCCAACCCCUACUCCAUUUCAACCAUUUUCCAGUUAGUAACUAGUGGUUUCAUUUCUUAGCUAAAGUAAAAACAAAAAAACAAACAAACAAGAAAACCAAAAAUAACUGAAACAAUACACAGGUGAGAGGGCUCAGCAGAUGGAAACUUAGAACUUUAAAGUAAUCUCCUAGGUCAGUGUCAGUGUCAGUUGUGGUGAUACACACCCACAAUCUCUGCACUCAGGAGGCUGAAGCACAGGCAUGCCUGUGAGGUCAAGGCAAGCAUGGGUUACACAGUGAGUUCCAAGCUAGCCAGGAUUACAUAGCAAGGCCCUGUUUAAAAAAAAAA
Messenger RNA from Cricetulus griseus (Chinese hamster), 6700 nucleotides. Lineage: Eukaryota; Metazoa; Chordata; Mammalia; Rodentia; Cricetidae. The record is from RefSeq and is a predicted model, not a curated record.